Messenger RNA from Cebus imitator (Panamanian white-faced capuchin), 6234 nucleotides. RefSeq names its product kelch like family member 6 (gene KLHL6). Lineage: Eukaryota; Metazoa; Chordata; Mammalia; Primates; Cebidae. Gene Ontology annotation, biological process: B cell receptor signaling pathway; germinal center formation. The transcript has 7 exons. Bases 85 to 1950 code for a protein of 621 amino acids. The record is from RefSeq and is a predicted model, not a curated record. Gene Ontology annotation, molecular function: protein binding.
UGCUAAGUGGGGGGCCCUGCACAGGAAAUCCGCUCAGCUUCUGCAAUGGGGCCUGCCUGACACUUGGGCGCUCCUUCAGAAUCCAUGUUGACGGCAGGACAAAGGGGCGCCUGGACCAUGGGUGACGUGGUAGAGAAGAGUUUGGAAGGGCCCCUGGCGCCUUCUGCAGAUGAGCCCUCCCGGAAGAGGGGAGACUUGGUGGAGAUCUUAAAUGGGGAAAAGGUAAAAUUUGACGACGCGGGACUCUCCUUAAUUCUUCAGAACGGCCUGGAGACCCUGCGAAUGGAAAACGCGCUGACAGACGUCAUCCUCUGUGUGGACAUUCAGGAAUUCUCCUGCCACCGCGUGGUGCUUGCCGCGGCCAGCAACUAUUUCAGGGCCAUGUUCUGCAAUGAUUUAAAGGAAAAGUAUGAGAAGAGGAUCAUUAUUAAGGGGGUUGAUGCUGAGACCAUGCACACUCUCCUGGACUACACGUACACCAGCAAGGCGCUGAUCACCAAGCAGAACGUCCAGCGGGUCCUGGAGGCUGCUAACCUCUUCCAGUUCCUGCGGAUGGUGGAUGCCUGUGCCAGCUUCCUCACUGAAGCCUUGAACCCAGAAAACUGUGUUGGAAUACUGAGGCUGGCUGAUACACACUCGUUGGACACUCUAAAGCAGCAGGUUCAGAGUUACAUUGUUCAAAACUUUGUGCAGAUUCUGAACUCUGAGGAGUUCCUUGACCUACCCGUGGACACUCUGCACCACAUCUUGAAAAGUGACGACCUUUACGUGACUGAGGAGGCUCAGGUGUUUGAGACUGUGAUGAGCUGGGUCCGGCACAAGCCAUCAGAACGACUCUGCUUACUCCCCUACGUCCUUGAGAAUGUGCGCUUACCGCUUCUGGACCCCUGGUACUUUGUGGAGAUGGUAGAAGCAGAUCCUCUCAUCAGGCAGUGUCCAGAGGUCUUCCCGCUGCUCCAGGAAGCCAGGAUGUACCACCUUUCUGGCAAUGAGAUCAUAUCGGAGCGCACCAAGCCCAGGAUGCACGAGUUCCAGUCCGAGGUGUUCAUGAUCAUUGGCGGCUGCACAAAGGAUGAACGGUUUGUGGCAGAGGUGACCUGCCUGGACCCCCUGAGGCGCAGCCGCCUGGAGGUGGCCAAGCUCCCGCUAACGGAGCACGAGCUGGAGAGUGAGAAUAAGAAGUGGGUGGAGUUUGCAUGCGUGACAUUGAAAAAUGAGGUCUACAUCUCAGGUGGCAAAGAAACACAGCAUGAUGUUUGGAAAUAUAAUUCUUCAAUCAACAAAUGGAUUCAGAUUGAGUAUUUAAACAUAGGCCGCUGGAGGCAUAAGAUGGUGGUGCUGGGCGGUAAGGUCUAUGUGAUCGGAGGCUUCGACGGCUUACAGAGAAUCAACAAUGUGGAGACCUACGACCCCUUUCACAACUGCUGGUCGGAGGCCGCGCCCCUCCUUGUCCACGUCAGCUCCUUUGCAGCCACCAGCCAUAAGAAGAAGCUCUACGUGAUUGGGGGAGGGCCCAACGGGAAACUGGCCACGGACAAGACGCAGUGUUAUGACCCGUCAACCAACAAGUGGAAUCUGAAGGCGGCCAUGCCGGUGGAGGCGAAAUGCAUCAAUGCAGUGAGUUUCCGGGACCGCAUCUACGUUGUUGGUGGAGCCAUGAGAGCGCUGUAUGCCUACAGCCCCCUGGAAGACAGCUGGUGCCUGGUGACCCAGCUCAGCCACGAGCGGGCCAGCUGCGGCAUCGCGCCCUGUAACAACCGGCUCUACAUCACCGGCGGGAGGGACGAGAAGAACGAGGUCAUCGCCACCGUGCUGUGCUGGGACCCCGAGACCCAGAGGCUGACGGAGGAGUGCGUCCUGCCCCGGGGCGUGUCGCACCACGGCAGCGUCACCAUCAGGAAGUCGUACACCCACAUCCGCAGGAUCGUGCCUGGAGCGGUGUCUGUCUGAGCGCAGGAUGGGGAGCUGGGGAGCCGGUUGACCCUCAGCGCGCCCGCCUCACCGCUUACCCUCCUCCAGCCCCACUGCAGGCAGCAGCCUCGAGCUGGAGGCCGUACAUCGGGGGCUCACUUUGGGGGAAUCUUGGAAGUUCCAGUCUGGCGACACUUAAGACCAGCCAGAAAUGUUUGCAUGACCUACCUCAGAAGGGGAGGUGAGGAAGGGUGACAGCGUCUCAGGACCCACCUACCCUAUGCCAGCUCUGUGCCAGGCACUUCCUUCUAUCAGUUCAUUCAACCUGGCGACUGGCUUUUAUUACUUCUGGUUCCCUCGGUGAGGGCACCGAGUUCACAGAGGCUAAGUGGUGUCCUCUGGUCACUCAGCAAGUACCUACCCCAGGAGUCUAAAACCCAGGUCUUUCAGCUUCAGAGUCAAUGCCCUUUCCACCAUGCUGCCUAUCUCAGAGCAGGAAAAACCAAAAACCAAAAACCAAACCUGGUUCAUGCCGGGCGCGGUGACUCACGUCUGUAAUCCCAGCACUUUCGGAGGCUAGCUUAGGGGAGAUCACCUGACCAGCUUGGUCAACAUGGUGCUACCCGCCCCCAUCUCUACUAAAAAUAGAAAAAUUAGCCAGGUGCAGUGGCAGGCACCUGUAAUCCCAGUUACUCGGGAGGCUGAGGCAGGAGAAUCACUUGAACUUGGGAGGUGGAGGUUGCAGUGAGCCAAGAUUGUGUCACUGCACUGCAGCCUGGGUGACAAAAGUGAAACUCUUGUCUCAAAAACAAAAACAAAAAAUCUGGCUCAUUUCUUUUUUCGGCAAGUCUGCUAAAAGAUCACUCAGAGAGGCAGGGAAAUAAAGGUGUUUCCUGUUUUCCUUCCUUUUCUUACUCUGCAUCCCCCCUCAUCCCCCUCCUUUACCAAAAUUUAAACCAAGGAGUCAUUUGGGCUCCUUGUCAAGAACAUCUAAUAGGUUCUUCCACUCGAAAGGUCUGGGGGGAUGGGCUUGGGAAGGCCUGUUUGCUUUGAAAGAGAUGAAAUACUUGUGUUCCGUCCUCCUCCCAUUGAAAGCCUUUUUUUUGAGACGGUCUCACUGUCACCCAGGCUGGAGUGCAGUAGCGUGAUCUUGGCUCACUGCAACCUCCGCCUCCCGGGUUCAAGUGAUUCUUCUGCCUCAGCCUCCCGAGUAGCUGGCAUUACAGAUACUUGCUACCAUGCCCAGCUAAUUUUUGUAGUUUUAGUAGAGACAGUGUUUCACCAUCUUGGCCAGGCUGGUCUUGAACUCCUGAUCUCGUGAUCCACCCACCUCAGCCUCCCAAAGUGCUGGGAUUACAGGCAUGAGCCACCGUGGCUGGCCUUUUUUUUCUUUUAAUGAUCAUAAGAUGACCCAUUUUGGACCAGAACUGUCAUUGCCAGACAGAAUUGUCCCUUCAGCAUGGUCUGGUGCCCUGGCCUCUUAGCGUCCACCAGUCCACCAGUCGUACUGUAAUGUAGCAAACAUGUUUCUAGAGACUCAAACUACUGUUUUAUUUAAAAAGUAAACACCCGAAGACAGCUGGCCUCUGCAGGAACGAUAGAUACACUUGCUAGUUUUCACACAGUGAUUUAGAUCCAUGUUCCUGAUAGCCCAUCCUCCUGAAACCUUAGUUUUCAGGACUUUCUAAAAAGCAUUUUUGACUUGGUUUUUUGAUCAGUGUAGCUCAACUGUGAGAGUAGAAUCUGUCCUUCACUGUAAGAGUUAGAGCUCUCAAAUGAGCUCACUGGAAACUCCUUCUAAUCCCCAAGCUGGAGAAACAGGUUAAGAGAUCCUGUUUCAUAUGCUGUAUUUAAAAAGCAACAAUGAUAGCAACAUAGUGACUGCAUUACCCAAUGGACUUUAUUUCAUCAUAUGAUUUCAGUUCUCUUUAUAGAGUUUAUUUCAUAGCCAGAGUGGCUUGUUCCUCUCAGGAGUUUGGGAAGUUAGAGUAUUGGAGUUGAUAGUGAAUUUAAUUUUCAUUAAAAAGUCAUGGUUAGAAGCUAAUAUCUGAAACAGAUUUUAAACCCUUGGAAACUUACAGGUGAGAUUUCUGUUUAUGCCAGAUUGUUGAAGAUAAAUAUAAAUGUUUAUUGGUGUGUGAAAGGCUCUGUGCCUUAGAGGCAUGACAGUUCAGCUCUCUGCUGUGAAAAGUAAGACAGGGCAAUAUAAGCAUAUUUGUGGAAAUUUAGGACAAACUAUCACUUACUCAUGAGCACUAUAAUAGCCAUCACAAAGCUCCCAAUGGAAGCAAACAUUCAUGGAGUUCUUCAUGUUUUUCAAGCCUUGAGGACACCAAUGAAUGACAAAUCUCCAUGCUAGACACUCAAUACGGAUAAAUAGGCCACUAGUUAUAUUCUUGUUUUUCUUUUCUUCAGGUUAGCUAAAAUUAGAUCACAUGAAGUUAUGAGGCUGGAUCCAAGUCUCGGUUGCCUUUCAAGGGGUCAAGGUGGUAAGCAGUGCAGUAAAGUCACCCAGCGGCCAUUGCUUACCUGUUUGUCUUUCCGAGGUCACCACCAGAACCAUUUGUGAACUACAGGAAAAAAAUCUGUGUUGCUCCAAACACUACUGCAGGGAGGAACUUGGGAGAGGAAAUCCAGUGACAGCGGUAUUGGCACACACAGGGAGCCUCCCCUCAAAAAGAGAGCGCUCCUUGUCAGGGAGUGGAUGGCAGGCCUUUGAUAAGACCUAUUGGCAAACUUUGAGCCCAUCAACAGGUCAACCCUAUACUGAGUUAGGUCAGUAUAGGUCAAUCCUAUACUGGGAAAGUGAGAAUUUGGGAUUUCUGUGCUCUAAACCUGAUUCUAAAUGUAGGACCCAAGUUUUUGGACUACUUCAGAAUACCUACAUGAAUCACGGAAGCAGUCUUUAUGAUUUCUUAUGGCACCAGAUAUGCAGGUGAAUUGUGGAAAAUUUCAUGUAGCUGGCACUCAAGAAAUAGGGAUUCCUAAUGAUGGCAUGGGGUAGGGAACAGAUACCCCUAUUUAGAAGACCCAGGGUUCUGUAUUUGAAGCUGCCCUUGAACUCAAAGCCAGUCUGUAGCUCUUAGAGAAAGAAAGUUCAAGUCAUUUGGGGGAAACUUAAGUAUAGUCAUCAGGGUUUUCGUUUCUAGGCACUUGCCAGGGGUGAGAGCUUCUAAAAUCCAAAAUCCAUUCCAAGAAAUAAAGACAAACACAUUUGCAGGAAGGUAACUGUUAUCACCCCACCCUCAGUUGGGGGAAAGCCAAGCUGGGAAUUAACCCAGAGACAAAGAGCCCUCAGACUCAGGCAGGACGUGGCAGGGUGUCCCAGCACAGCAGACUGGAUGUUACGGCAGAUCCUGGGAGUGGACGAAGCACCCCAGGCUGGGAAGACACAGAUAGGGUAGGAGGAGGUCAGCUUCCAAGGAUGCAGGUCUGGAAAAUGAUAUGAGGGGCCCUGGAGUUUGUGAGCUUGACUCUAGUCCCAAGAAGGGUAAGGGAGAAUUCCAGGCCAGGAAAUAAGGAAGGAAUCCACUUUUUAGAGCAGAGGCACAAGCUGGAGCAGGCCCGGCAUUUGGGCCCACUUGCUGUGGGGCCUCUGAGCUGCUCAGCUGGGUCUCCUGUCCUAGAGAGAAGGUGGCCCAGAGUUUUGGUGGAGCAGAAUCUGUAGAUGAGGUUAAGGGACCCUGGUUGCCAAGGCUGAUCUCAAACAGCAGGGAGCUAAGCUUGUCACAACACCAGCAGGUUCACAUUCUUAGUUUUCAUCUAUUCUGAUCUCAAUGGCUUCAGGAAACACACACAUAUACCGUGCCCUUGAACUCAAAGCAAACUGUGCACUCAGGGAAAUACAAAUAUCAUGUUCUUAUAGCUGUAAAGUAUAGCUUAGCUGUUUAUAGAAGUCAUUGAGGUACUGUUGUUAGUUAUUUACUUAGCCUGUUUUAUUUUGAAAAAUAAACAUACUCAAUAGAAUUUUAAACUUUGUAACCACCACAGGGAUUUCUUGUGUAAGUCCCAACUUGGGGUUGCAAAAUCAUUUUUUCCCUUAAUAUCUAGGUGUUAUAUUACAUCUCAUAAUUUUAAGAGUCAAUCUUUAUAGAAAUCCACACAUAUCUCAAAUACGGCUACUGCAACACCAGUUUUGACAGGUCAGAUUUUCAUAUGUAUAGGUAUAAAUAGACAACACUCAGUGAACAAAACCCUUUAAGCAUUUUGGUUACAUAAAGUUGUAUAUUUUAAGUGAUCAAACAAAGAUGAAACUAUAUUGUUUAUAGGUUUUAAAAACCAAGCCAAUAAAGUUUUUAUUUAUUCAAUAAAAUAUGCACAGAA